Lobosporangium transversale is the source of this 917-nucleotide messenger RNA. RefSeq lists its product as hypothetical. The transcript has 4 exons. Bases 329 to 814 code for a protein of 161 amino acids. Lineage: Eukaryota; Fungi; Mortierellomycota; Mortierellomycetes; Mortierellales; Mortierellaceae. The record is from RefSeq and is a predicted model, not a curated record. Gene Ontology annotation, molecular function: nucleic acid binding; zinc ion binding.
GCCAUAAUCAUAAUGCCUGAUGAGUAUAAAAUGGGUUAAGCAUCAUGUUGAGCACACUUAAUUUCUGAUUCGAGUACAUGUACCAUAUUGGUUCCUCUCAAGAAAAUGUCUCUUCUGUGCUGGUAUCCACGUGAUAUACACUGCGUAAUCUCAUUUUCAAGAAUGCUAAAAAUAUUAAAUAAUAAAAAUUACAUCUUUUUUUUUCUCUCCUCUUCAUAUCAAAAUUUUCCUUUUUACCCGACCCUCUCUUUUCCAUAAAGUUCCCCCCCCCAAAAAAAAUCAUCUAAAAGGAGGGUUAGACUAGUUCACUUCACUCCAAAGGAUCCCUAUGGCUGAGUCGCCUAUCUCCAAAUGCAAAAGUUGCGGUCUUGAAGGACACUUACGAAAGUCAUCCAAGCUGUGCCCAAACCACAAUAUGACCCCCGAAUCGACCGAAAUUGUCCCAAAUCCCUCGGUCAAUACCAAGUCUACCCCAAUAUGUGCGGCCUGCGGCGGAACCGGCCACCGACGAAGUAGUCACACCGACUGUCCUCGCAACCGCGUCAACUUGGCAAGCGAGACUUUGCCUUCUAAUGGCACCAAUCAUGAUCCAGUGGAUAAGAAAGCAAAAGUACAAAACUCUGCUGCUACUCCAUCGUCUGUAUCACAACUCGAGACCAAGCCUGCCUCUACAACAGCACCUGACUCUGAUUCCGCAUCCACUCCUGUAACUGCCUUAACAAAUGUCAAAUGCGCUACUUGCGGUGAAAAUGGCCAUCGACGUAUGAGUCAUCGGGAUUGCCCCAAAAACCCACAAAACAUUGCAAGCAACUAGAAAAUGAUUCUACCGAAGCUGAAACAGAUACUGCAGAUACCGCAGAUUCCAUUAAAAACAAAAAAACAGGACCAUCUUAUGUAAAGGCUACCACUACUAAAGA